ACGGCAUUUACAGUUUCUUACCGCGACUGACAUCCACAGCGCGUGUAUUGAUUGUACCGCAGUGGUUUGAUACGCUACAGUACCUGUUACCCGCUCCUUGUUCCCUGUACCAUUUAAGUACCGCUGCCGUACGCAACCACACACAUUACAAGCUCCAAUUCUGCUCCUCCUGUGUUCUUUUUUUCUCACCAACCAUCAUCAUUCUCUCUUCUAAUCCUCUCAGACCUCACCUCAGUAUUGACCACAAUCUCAUUUUACUACUUAACUAUUCACUUCAUAUCACGCAUCCUACUGCUUAUUCUACUUUUGCCAGCUCCUACAACCUCUAUGCACGCGUGAAGACUCCUGGAGUGGCUCUUGGCACUAUUACUGCGCGAAAGGAGCACCAAACACUUUAGACUCGCACCCCAUUUCUACUUCGAAAUAUAUAGGCUUCGUGAAUACCAAGGCGUUGCUCUGGUUUUCCAGGGUUGUUUCUUCGACAGUCACAACAAACUCCCAUCCGCCCCUCUCAAAACAACGACCCUUUUUUCCCAUGAGAUUUUUAUCACAACUGAACGAGUAGCAAUUGUGACUGUUGCACGUAACGCCAUUCUUAGUUCUUAGAAAUCCAAUUCACUUCGACGCGUUCCUCGUAACUCUUCACACCGCACAGGAUGCCACCUGUACGGUCUCUUCGCCAACGAGGCGUCACAAACGAAAAUGACGAAAAUGCCCCCACGACACGUUUAACACGGGCAAAGGCUGCUGCCCUUGCCGUGCCAGACACUCAUGGAGCAAUAACAAAACCUCUACAAUCGAAGAAAUCUGCAGCCAAUACUUCCAAUGCUGCCACACAACGGCAUCGCCCUGCCCUGGGAGAUGUUAGUAAUAUGACAAAGGUAGAUAACGUGGAGGCCAAAGAGGGAAAGAAACCAGCUACCUCGCGCGUUGGUUUGACUUCGAAGGCUUCCACACACAGCGCAGGAGUUCAGAAGCUUAGUCGAACAAACACAACACGAUCUGCCCUGGGUGUGAAGGACACCAACAAACAACGAGAAACAACUGAGAUAAAACGCCCGGGUAGUGGUUCUGGUGUUUUGGGAGGUACACAAACGAAGCGUCAAUCAGGCAAAAAAACCGCCCGAACAGAAGCCGCCAGUGCUGUUGAGGAGCCACCUCGAAAAAAGGUUGAUAUUGAGAGGAAGGUCGAAAUUGAGAAAAUCGAGAACCUCGAGAAAGAGAAGGAGCCUGUUUUGAAAGGGGCUCGCGGUGAAAAAGAGGUUGUUUUGGAGGAAGAGGAAGACGAGGUCUUGGACCUCGACACCGAAGACCUUUAUGAUCCUUUAAUGGCGGCUGAAUAUGUCGUUGAGAUCUUCGACUACCUGAAAGAGAUUGAGCCCCAGACCAUGCCCAACCCAGACUACAUCGACCAUCAGGAAGAACUCGAGUGGAAAAUGCGUGGUAUUCUUGUUGACUGGCUCAUCGAAGUCCACACCCGUUUCCGUCUCCUCCCUGAAACUCUCUUCCUCACCGUCAAUAUCAUCGAUCGCUUUUUGUCCGCCGAGGUCGUCGCGUUAGACAGACUUCAGCUUGUUGGAGUUACCGCUAUGUUUAUUGCUGCCAAGUAUGAAGAAGUCCUCUCACCUCAUGUCGCCAACUUCAGCCAUGUCGCCGACGAAACCUUCUCGGAUAAGGAGAUUCUCGACGCUGAAAGACACGUCCUCGCAACCCUCAAUUAUGACAUCAGCUACCCAAAUCCAAUGAACUUUCUGCGAAGAAUAUCCAAGGCAGAUAACUAUGACAUCCAGACGCGAACUCUUGGAAAGUACUUCUUAGAAGUUAGUUUGCUGGAUCAUAGGUUUAUGCCUUACCGACAAAGCCAUGUUGCCGCUGCCGCCAUGUAUCUAGCACGCCUGAUCCUUCACCGGGGCCCUUGGGACGCGACACUUGCACAUUAUUCUGGCUACACGAAGGAAGAAAUUCUCCCUGUUUUUCAAUUGUUGGUUGACUACCUUCACCGUCCCGUAUCCCAUGAGGCGUUCUUCAAGAAAUACGCCAGCAAAAAAUUUAUGAAAGCUUCAAUUGUUACCCGCCAAUGGGCAAAGAAAUACCAUUCUCUCUACCUGGAUACCGAUACUGCUUCCUCGAGGGAGAGCAGCAGCAAUACCAAGUAUAGUCGAUAGUGACACGAAGAGUCAGGCCCACUGUUAUAUGCUAUGAUUGUGAUAUAAAAUUUAUUCUCGCGCCUCAACCUGUAUGUAUUUCUGUCUGGACGGCCGGCGCUCACUUGCUUCAUUUCCUCAUUUUUGGGUCCCUUUUCUCGAGUUUAUGACGGAGUAUAUAUAUAUGUGGGUGCAUUUUUGUUAUGAUGGCAUCGUUAUCACUCCUCGCUGAUUAUCUACUCUCCUCCCCACCCUCCCCCCAUUCCCCCAACACUCUCUCACCUCUUCAUCUUCCGUUCGGUGCCCUAGGAUUCCUUUUGAUAUUGUUGUUUGUUUGUGCUUGCAUGUCUAUUUACUCUCGUUCCCGCUAUUAUCUUUCUCAGGUGUGACGAAACGAAAGGACACCGUUCGCAAUUCUAACCUUCGCCCCUAAUUUUGGGGGGAUUUUUUUGGAGCUUCUCACUUGUUUCAUUUCUCUUGCCACCGGUGUUAGAACAUGUGUCAGGGUUUGGAAAGCAUCUUUGCCGUUUUUCUUUUUCUUCGACUUCGUUUUAUUUUGCUACGCCCUAUAUUUGUUUAUUGCCCCUAUGUUCUUCUCGUUCUGAGGUUCUUUUUUCUUUCUCUUUUCUUUUCCUUGAUUUCUCCUUUUCUUCAUCCAAAGAAUAGUUUUUACGCUUAUAUUUGCUAUUUUGCUGCUGUUGCUCCUGCGUGAGCUUCAGUGUUUGUUUGAAGAGAAAAUCUCAUUUUUCUAUUUUAUUUAAAUUCUUAGGGGGCGCGUGUCCAGUUGCUUUUUCCUGGUUUAUUCACCAUGACGCGUUUGCUCUUAACUCUCCAAGGUCGGUACGGCGCUUGUCCUGUCUAUUUUAUUGCCGGUAAACGCUUUCCGGAACUUGCUUGCCUGAUGAUAUCUUAUCUCUAUCUCGACAUCUUGCCAUACUCCGCUAUCUUGCUUCCGGCGGCUCGCGUGCAGAGAUGUGCGUGAUGGGAUCUGACACAAGACAAGCAGGUAAGGGGGCAGUAGAGGAUACAGUAAGGGACACUAGGAGUAGUUUCAUGAUACCACCCAUCUUCUAUUACUAGACGCGUGGACGAUUUCAACUUAUCAUAUAACUAACUGGGGAUAUAAAAAUGAUCCUUGCCACCUUCACGCAAUCCCGGGUCACCAUCACUUCUUGAGUUAGAGGCCGUCAUUCAUCUAUCUAUUCACAUCAGCAUCGGCUUCGCCGGUCUGGCUGGGUCACUCAGUUACCCAUUGCCAUAGAUAACAUAUCUCGAACCGUAAUCUUUUUAUUAUUAUUUUCCCUGGGAUAUUACGCGCCUAAGAAGAUUCAAACAGAGCAUGGUUG
This is a messenger RNA of Blastomyces dermatitidis ER-3, 3490 nucleotides long. RefSeq names its product G2/mitotic-specific cyclin-B. Gene Ontology annotation, biological process: G2/M transition of mitotic cell cycle; regulation of cyclin-dependent protein serine/threonine kinase activity. The record is from RefSeq and is a predicted model, not a curated record. Bases 657 to 2165 code for a protein of 502 amino acids. Gene Ontology annotation, cellular component: nucleus; cyclin-dependent protein kinase holoenzyme complex; cytoplasm. NCBI's taxonomy places the organism in Eukaryota, Fungi, Ascomycota, Eurotiomycetes, Onygenales, Ajellomycetaceae. The transcript is spliced from 6 exons. Gene Ontology annotation, molecular function: cyclin-dependent protein serine/threonine kinase regulator activity.